Molecule: messenger RNA, 5722 nt
Organism: Galendromus occidentalis (western predatory mite)
Lineage: Eukaryota; Metazoa; Arthropoda; Arachnida; Mesostigmata; Phytoseiidae
Product: HEAT repeat-containing protein 5B
Exons: 13
Coding region: 1-5655 (1884 amino acids)
Biological process (GO): intracellular protein localization; endocytosis; retrograde transport, endosome to Golgi
Cellular component (GO): endocytic vesicle; Golgi apparatus; membrane
Source: RefSeq, a predicted model, not a curated record
AUGGAGUUCAAACUCGAUGAGGCAAGAUUGGCUCGCCUGAAUGAGGCCGAGAAAAGGCUCUUCAUCUACGAGUGGCUCUGCUUAGUGCAGAAAAAUCUUCACUCUGCUGACAAGAUGACCAUCAAGAGCCAACAGAAGCCCCUCGUCGAUCAGCUGUUAAGUCUGCUGUCAUCUUCUUCGGGACCUCCGAUCCGACAGCUGAUCGGAGGCUGCUUAGCGACUCUGUUUGCUAAAGGCGAUACCUUUCUGCUCUUCGAAUGCGUCAACAAAUGUAACGAUCUGUUGAAACAUGAAGCUAAAGGCAGUCGGUUGAGCGCCAUCACCGCGCUGGGUUGCAUGUAUGAGAGACUCGGUCGAAUGAUGGGCCGCAGCUAUGAAGAAACAGUUCAAAUUCUUCUGAAACUUCACAAGAGCGGAGAUCUACAGACAAGGCUCGAAAUCAUGACUUGUCUGUACAAAAUUCUGUUCGGCGUAGGAAAUGCUGCAACGCAGUAUCACCGAGAUAUUUCAAAGAGUAUGAAGGCUUGUCUAGCGGAGAGGACUCUCGCUAUCCGGGAAACCGCCUCAAGCACGUUGUCGCAAAUCCCCAGCCUGGAACUCGACGUUCUGCUCACCUUGUCGAUACGCGCGCUAGAAGGAGCAGAUUAUCGGACGCGUCUGGCCGUCUCUCAUCUCCUGGCAACGGUUUUCAGCAACGCAGUAAAAGCAAAGCAAAAAACCCUGGAAGAAUGUCUACAACUCCUUUCGACAGCUUUCAUCCGAGGAAAUCUAGGAGGUCUCUUCAAGGGUACCGAAGGAGUCAAGGCCGGUAUCCGGGAGACGCGUGCCGGUAUCGCACAUGCGUAUGUCUAUUUCUUGGACAAAAUGGGCGGACUUUUCGUCGAACGACACUUCAAGCACAUCGUGACGCAUCUCAUCGAAACUGUCGCGAAUCCGAAAACGGCUCAAUCGCAUCUCGACGGGGUAUUCAGCCGAAGUUGUGUUCUGUUCAUUCUGAGAUCCGUUUUCUGCAGUUUGCUGAGCGAUAAAGCUCAACGAUCAGCCUGCCGUGAGCUUGGACACAUUCUUCUCAAGCAGCUCAAUCAGAAAAGUGGACCCAAUUCGUUGAUCUGCAUUUUCGAAGUUGUUUCAAUGAUUGUUGUAAAUCUGGAGUCUACCGUCAAUUCGGUGGUUCAAGACAGCUCUGUUGGAUUAGUUGAGAUCACGUUCAGCGCUCUUACAAAUUCGAACGCUACCGUGAGGAUUUACGCGGCGUAUCUGCUCAGGUGGAUCACCCAAGCUCAACCCGCGCUUUUAUCGCCCAUUAUGCAGCGUUGCAUCGAUCAAUUUGAAGUUAUGAAAUCGUCAGCCCCCUGCAUUUCUGGAUAUUCAUGCGCCAUCGCUGCAAUGCUCAGCUCGAGUGACGUUACUCUAUCGCAGCUGACCAACCUACGGAAGUACAAAUUGAUGUUUUCCAUAUCCGAAGAGAUGCUCCGCAGUGCGAAGGAUGAUCCGAGCAUUGCUUUAUUGAGAGCUCAAAAAGGUUGGCUCAUCAUGGGAUCGAUCAUGGGACUGGGGCCGUCCACGGUGCGCAGUCUGCUACCGCGUCUGCUGCUCCUAUGGAAGAGUUCUUUCCCCCGAACCCACAAGGAUUUCGCUAUGGAGAAAAGUCGAGGCGACUCGAUGACCUGGGAAUGCGUUCUGGAAAACCGGGCGGGAGCUCUGGCCGCGAUGUCGGGCUUCCUAAGUCACUGCCGAGAGAUCGCCAACGAAGACAUCCAACGGAGGCUUCUCUCACCGAUCGAAAGCGCACUUUUCAUGGUUUCAAAUCUAGCCGAUGUCAUAAAGCAAUACGGUCAGCAGUUGAAAGCGGCGGCCGCCAUGGUCCGCUUCCGUCUGUAUCAGGUGCUGCUCCAAAUUCCCGCGGUGAUGUACGAGGCUAGCUACAACAUGCUCCUGAAGCUCCUCGUCACCGACAUAACGCUAGCGGAUCAUUCGCAAUCGACUACAACCACGUCCCGCCUGCACAUCAAAUACAUGACGAACAAAUUUUACGUGAAAGAAGAACACAAAAUGAUCGAGGAAGCUCUUUACGCGGACGGCGCCCUGGAGCACGACCUCACCGACCUCUAUCGCAAAUGCGACCACAACCUUCGGACGAAACCCCUACCUCUGGGCGUGAGCCUCAUCGACGCCGCCGUCGACCUGUUCGGCUACGUGUUCCCGCACGUUCAAGACAAACACCGUCAGCAGGUGGUCGUGCACUUUACUGACUGUAUAAGACACAACUCGAAGCGGGCGGACUCGAUCUACACGAAUGUUUUGUCCAGUCUUUUCGUUUCGAUCAAGUCGCUCGUGAAGAGCCAGGCGAACCUCUCGAACAUCGACGUGGCUCGGAGUGUCGUCGACUUCAGUCUAGCGGCACUCAGCAGUCACAGCGAGCUGGUCCGCCACGCGGCCGCGGAGGUCAUCGGAUACACAGCCGUGGCGGCGAGUAGUCGUCAGUUGGUCAACGAUACGUGGAGCAAGGUGAUGGACGUGCUGGACACUGUCAACGAUCCGAUUGUCAAGAGCGGGCACACUCUUGCUCUGGGGUAUCUCCAUCGAUACACUGCUGGUUACAUGUCGGAUUCGCAGCAUUUCGCUGCUAGCUUGAAAAUUUUACUCUCCAUGGCUCAGGACAACACGUCCCCCCUGUCACAGUCCGGAGCUCUUUUCGGCCUAAAUUCGCUCGCGUACUCCGGUAGCUCAUUCAGACCUCAUGUCGAUGUAGCGCUCUCGGUUGUCCUCCAGACCAUGCUCAGCGCUCCCCGUGCCAAUAUCGAAGUCCACCAGAACCUCGGGCGCUGUCUCCAAACCUUCAUAGGCACGCUCGGUCCUGAACUUCAAGUGCUGCCAAGCUCAACGAGGAACCUCAGAAUCGGCUGCCGGAUGCUGCAAAAUCAUUCAGACCCUGUUGUGAAAUCCGGUGCCCUCGGGGCCUUACAACAGCUGCAGUUGUUUGCCCCGAAAGAUAUAAAUAUUGCUCCGAUUUUGUCGUUUUUAUGUAGUUCACUCGAAAGCGAGCAUGUCACUCUUCGUCACGCUGCGAUUGCCUGUUUGCGACAGUUCUUGCAGAGGGAUCCUAUGGAAAUAUUCUACCACAUCGCUGAGAAUCCUCCUUUACAGGAUGCGAAUGUUAUCGGCCAGGUAGAUGACGAUGCACGAGGACUGCCGUGGGAACGUGGUCUGAUUCUGGUCAUAUUCAGCGUCAUGGACGUGGAGACUGAAAAGCGCGCCCUAUCCCAGCUGAAAGACAUUCUGAUUUCGCUCUUGUCAUUAUCCUGUCUCUCGGAUUGGCUGUCCAUUUGCAAACAGGUUCUCGCUGACACGUCGACAGACGGUGACGAAGAAGACAAAUUGCUAGCGGGAAACGACGAUGGUGAGUCCGAAGACGCUGAACAACAGUUCCAGCACACCCAGGAGCCCGAAACCCAUCCCUGGGUUGGUCCUCGGUGGCGAACGAAAGCCUUCGCCCUGGAGUGCGUAAUCCGCCUCGUCCAGCUCUGUGAUGAGGACCGAACCCACUUCGACGUGGUCAUGGCGCGGCAAGCUCAAACAGCUUCGGUCGGACAAAAGCAGAAGUCGUUUUUGAUUCUCCAUUUGUCCGAGCUCAUCCGAAUGGCGUUCAUGGCUUGCACGUCCGACUCCGUUCAGCUCACAGUGUCAGGUCUCAAGCUCCUUCAGAUGAUUAUCGACCGAUUCGCUGACGUACCUGAACCAGAGUUCGAAGGUCACAUGAUCCUAGAACAAUUCCAAGCACAGGUGGAUGCAGCUCUGCGUCCAGCUUUCUCGGCCGGAGACACUCCGUCCGAGGUGAUCGCUCUGGCGUGCCAUGUUUGUUCUACAUGGAUAUGCUCAGCGGUCUCCGACAACCUCCUUGCCGUCCAGAGGGUUCACACAUUGUUGGCAAACUCGCUCCACAAAGUUAUGGCGCAACCGUCGGCCAAGGGCGAGAUCAGUUCACUAGAAAUCAUCUCGGUGCUCAAAGCCUGGGCAGAAGUUUAUAUUAGAGGCAUCACGAUCAACCCGAACCUAUUAACGCUGAUCGAGGCCGACAUUCAUCAUUUAUCACAGUAUUGGCUCGCCUUCAUGAAGGACUACGCCAUGUUGGGUCUUCCAAGCUCUUUAGCGAGUCAACUCCCGCAUGACGGGGGCGCUUUCUUCACUCACGAAGUCGCGGAACACUGUAAAUUAUACUACAAGGAUUCGUGGCCGCCGGUCCUACAUGCUGUCACGCUAUGGCUCUGCAAAGAGAACGGUUUCGAUAUUGUUCGGGACUGCACCGAAGAAGGCAACGCCCAGUUGCCUCAGAGCUUCUCGCUGCCGAAGUCUCACGAAGCGACCGGGAAACGUUGGUUCUGUCUUCUGUACGCGAUCUGCUCCGAGGCGUUGUACAAUCGCAGUGAGCACACAAUGUUCGCUCUGAGUAGUCUCGAUCUCUUGGUGAGUCACGAGUACUCGGAUCUGUACAUCGAGCGUGACAGUUUCGUCGAGCUGAUCAGUAUUCUACACCGGACGUUGAUCACCGAAAGCCAGACGGUCUGUCGCGACGUCGUACUCGACAUCGCUCACAAAGUUGCUCUCAAAUUGAAUCGCAAUCCGAACGAAGACAACUCUAGUCCAGCCUAUAGUCUAUUGAAUCUCAGUUUAUGCACCGCUGUGAUUCACUGUCCCAGCCUGAGCGAGAAAUUGGCACGUGUCGUUCCGAAGCUCGACCCCGGCUCCAGCUCGGAUGUCUCGGACCUCGAGAACGCAGUGGCUCUCGCAAACCUCGUUCCUAGUCUCCUCAAUCCAGAACUGGCGAUUGAGGUUCUCCCUUCGAUUCUUCACAUCAACCUCAGACUGCUGCUCGAAGGCUGUGCGGGCAGCAAGGUUCUACAAAGCCUCAGGUUCCUGUGCUCGAUGAGUCGCUUCGAAGAGAACGACGACGCCGACGGUGGUCUGCAGGAACGCUACGUGAAGGUCCUGACGGCGGCCUUGCAUUCUCUGCUGGUCAGCUGUAGCGACGACGCGAUAUUCACGCACAGCUCUAAAGGCGCCUCCUCGAUCCUCCUGGCGGUCGCCAUAUUCAUCUGCACGGCGCCGUCAUCCGUCACCAACGUAGCGAGCAUACAUGAGAAAAUCCUCGAUCUGUAUGAACGUGCACUGGAUUCCGAUAAUCCAAUCGUGGUGAAAACCGGCGUGAGCUGCGUGAGGAACAUCUUCGGCCACACGAGACGCAACGUGUUCAUCCAACGCUGGUCGGAAAAAGUAUACGGGAUCCUGCUCGAAUCGCAAGACGCCAAUAUCUGCAUGGAGUGCAUCAGCUGCCUGCAGACCCUGCUCGAGAUCACCCCCGAGGAGCACCGCUUGCCGGUCCUCAAAAUAAUCGUCACCAUGUUACUGAGCCUCGCGAUGAAGAAAACUCUCUCAGAUCAAAUAGUCAUCGAAAUUCUCACGAAUAAGUUAUCUCAGCACAGCGGAGAUCUCAAGAAAAUCCUCGCCGAGAGUCCAGCUCUGAAAAUUCAGCUCGAGAAAAUCAUCAAGUCGCGGCAGAUGCUGGCACAGGCUCGCAAUAAUGCUCCGGAGCCCGUCAUCACCUCGAAGCAACCCACUAUACAAUUAAAGAGCGAUUUUAGAAAUUUCAUAAAAUAAAGUUGACGUCACGGCCGAUCAUCCGGCCUAGCAUGGAAUCAAUCAACGAUAAAUCGCGCGAGAUUCU